GAUGAGCGCAUCCUCCCUCCUUGCCACGUCUCUUCAGGGCAGGCGACGCAGCCGUCGCGGCGACGACAGCGAGAGGGAAGCGAGGAGGAGGAGGAGGCAGUCGGGAGGGACGCGCCGCGCCCCCUCCUCAGCCUGGAGGGCUCCUGGGCCCCGGCCCUGGCGAGAGCAGGAGCAGCCCCCGCUGAUGGUGCGGCUGAGGAGGCGAGUUGGGAAGUCUACUAGGUUGUCACCAAGAUUUCAGGGCAAAGGCUGCCAGAGGUGGAAGUGGUGGACUGGUUCCUGGUCAUGCCCGGUGGAAGGAGGGGACCCAGCCGGCAGCAGCUAAGCCGUUCAGCUUUGCCUUCUCUCCAGACAUUGGUUGGUGGGAACUGUGGCAACGGCACUGGUCUGAGAAACAGGAAUGGUAGUGCUAUCAGCCUCUCAGCUCCUCCUAUCACAGCCUUGAUUACUCCAGAGCCUGUGCGACACUGCCGAAUCCCAGAGCUGCCGGUAGACGGAAAUCUUCUGUUUGAGUUCCUCUUUUUCAUCUAUCUGCUGGUAGCCCUUUUUAUUCAGUAUAUUAAUAUCUACAAGACUGUCUGGUGGUAUCCAUACAACCAUCCUGCUUCCUGCACAUCACUGAACUUCCACCUCAUUGAUUACCAUCUGGCAGCAUUUAUCACAGUGAUGCUCGCGCGGAGGCUGGUAUGGGCCCUCAUCUCUGAGGCUUCUCAGGUGGGCACUACAUCAGUGAUUCACUAUAUGGCACUGAUCCUGGCACGCUUGGUCCUGCUCACCAUGUGUGGAUGGGUGCUCUGCUGGACUCUGGUCAAUCUGUUCCGUAGCCAUUCUGUCCUCAAUCUCCUCUUUCUUGGGUACCCGUUUGGUGUCUAUGUCCCACUGUGCUGCUUCCACCAAGACAGCAGGACACAGCCUCUUCCUGCAGACUGCAGCUACUUAAUGCAAGAUCAGCUGGUGGAUGCUGGUUCCACAGGGGUUGGCAGCCUUGUCAAGCCCAAAGACUUCAUCUCUCUGCUCAGAGAGUCCCUGAAAGAACAAUUCAACAACCCUAUGCCUAUCCCCACGCACAGUUGCCCUUUGUCCCCAGACCUCAUUCGCAACGAGGUGGAGUGCCUGAAAGCAGACUUCAACCACCGAAUUAAGGAGGUUCUAUUCAAUUCCCUCUUCAGUGCCUACUACGUGGCAUUCCUGCCGCUGUGCUUUGUGAAGAGCACCCAGUACUACGACAUGCGCUGGUCUUGCGAACACCUCAUCAUGGUGUGGAUCAAUGCUUUUGUCAUGCUCACCACACAGCUGCUUCCUCCCAAGUAUUGUGACUUGCUACACAGAUCAGCUGCCCACUUGGGCAAGUGGCAGAAGCUGGAACAUGGGUCAUACAGUAAUGCCCCUCAGCAUAUCUGGUCUGAGAACACAAUAUGGCCCCAGGGGGUGCUAGUGCGGCAUAGUCGAUGCCUAUACAAAGCAGUUGGGCCUUAUAAUGUAGCGGUGCCUUCUGAUGUCUCCCAUGCCCGUUUUUAUUUCCUCUUUCACCGCCCAUUACGGCUCCUCAACCUGCUGAUUCUCAUCGAAGGCAGUGUGGUCUGCUAUCAGCUCUACUCUCUGCUUCGCUCAGAGAAGUGGAACCACACACUCUCCAUGGCCCUGAUACUCUUCUGCAACUACUAUGUCUUAUUUAAACUCCUGCGGGACCGGAUAGUAUUGGGCAGAGCGUACUCAUAUCCUCUCAGCAGCUAUGGGUUAAAAGCCCAUUAGCUAAUCAUCUGAGGAAGGGAAGGAUAUUUUCAUACAGUUCUAUUUUUUUUUCUUGCAACUGUUUAUAAAUAUUUAAAAAUAUUUUAUAUUUUGUAUACUACUGUUUUUUGUGGGGUGGGGAAGGGCUAAGUGGCAAUUAAAUGUCGCUUUAUAAACAAGGUGUUAUUUUAUAUAUAAAAAAAAUCAUUGUGUAUAUACUGUAUAUCAAUAUAUCUAUGUGAAGCAAGAGGA
Molecule: messenger RNA, 1983 nt
Organism: Sceloporus undulatus (fence lizard)
Lineage: Eukaryota; Metazoa; Chordata; Lepidosauria; Squamata; Phrynosomatidae
Gene: TMEM39A
Product: transmembrane protein 39A
Exons: 9
Coding region: 286-1752 (488 amino acids)
Biological process (GO): negative regulation of autophagosome assembly; negative regulation of autophagosome maturation
Cellular component (GO): endoplasmic reticulum membrane
Source: RefSeq, a predicted model, not a curated record